Messenger RNA from Aedes aegypti (yellow fever mosquito), 4027 nucleotides. Its product is annotated as metabotropic glutamate receptor 1. The transcript has 11 exons. Gene Ontology annotation, molecular function: adenylate cyclase inhibiting G protein-coupled glutamate receptor activity; G protein-coupled receptor activity involved in regulation of postsynaptic membrane potential. The coding region runs from base 175 to 3714 and encodes 1179 amino acids. The record is from RefSeq and is a predicted model, not a curated record. Lineage: Eukaryota; Metazoa; Arthropoda; Insecta; Diptera; Culicidae. Gene Ontology annotation, cellular component: postsynaptic density membrane. Gene Ontology annotation, biological process: G protein-coupled glutamate receptor signaling pathway; regulation of synaptic transmission, glutamatergic.
UAAUUAACUAGAAUUAUACGGGACGUAUCGCAGCUUCCAGCUCUGAUAACAUGCCAUUUUUCCAUCGUAAUCUCAGACCGAAUUUCAUUGAGCUGAACUUUCAACGUCCACCGAAUAAAAUCCAGCAAAAUUAGGUGCCAGAAGUGAGAAUCGAAACUUUUCCUAAACGGAAGAAUGCACCCGAAAUUGUCGGUGUUUGGUCUGCCGUUGCUUCCUAACACCAUCCACCCAUUGGUCACCUUCAUCUUUAUCAACCUUGCCAUUGCAUCCACCGGAGAACGAAUCAGAACUACUACUCUACCGUCUGCUUCCGUGCCGUCGGCAGACACUUCCAAACGAGCCUCGGCCCACAUUCCGGGAGAUUUCGUCAUCGGCGUGCUGUUCUCGAUGCAUCACCAGCCCCGGCAGAAGCGAACCGGCCCAAACCAUUUCCUGUCCUGCGGUGAGGUCCGGGAACACUACGGCAUACAACGGGCGGAAGUCACGUUCAAGACGAUUGACGAAAUCAACCAGAACCCAAAUCUGCUUCCCAACAUCACCCUCGGCGUGGAAAUCAGAGAUUCCUGUUGGUACGCACCUGUUGCUUUACAGCAGAGUAUCGAGCUGAUUCGGGACUCCAUAUCACCCCCAUCCGGCAGUAGCAACAUAGCUUCCCCUAGAAAAUUUCAUCUGGAAAACGGUUCCACGGCUGGCAUGUCCAGCUUUGUCAAACCGGACACAUGUGUGGCACUGCAUCAGAACGUAUCUUUCGAGUUCAACAACGGUCCCACCAAGCCACCGAGCAAGUUUCGCCAUACGUUGAUAGGAGUUAUCGGGCCCGGGUCCAGCUCUGUGGCACUUCAGGUGCAAAAUUUGCUGCAGCUGUUUUCGAUUCCGCAAAUCGGUUACUCAACCACUUCGAAAGAUCUCUCCGAUAAGGCACGCUACAGCACCUUCAUGCGAGUGGUCCCUUCGGACUACUACCAGGCCCAGGUGAUGGUCGAUGUGGUGCGGCAGUUCAACUGGACCUAUGUGUCUGCCAUCAAUACUGACGAAAACUACGGUCAAUCUGGAAUUCAAGCAUUUCGGGAACUGGCGGAGAGAUACGGAGUUUGCAUUGCCCGGGAGGAUUCGAUUCUGAGCAACGCCGAAGACGAAUCGUUCCUGGACGUCCUGCGGAACAUCGUCCAGGAUGCCAGUGCCAAAGUGGUGGUAUGCUUCUGCGAAGGGAUGACCGUUCGCGGCUUGCUUAAAGCGAUGAAAAACCUCAACAUGACCGACCGCUUCCUGCUGAUUGGAAGCGAUGGCUGGGCGGAUAGGGCAGAUGUCGUGGAAAAUUACGAGCGCCAAGCGUUGGGUUCGAUUUCGAUUCGAAUCCACAGCCCCUACGUGAAAUCGUUCGACGAUUACUACUUUGGGCUGAGUCCAUUCACCAACAAGCGCAACCCGUGGUUCCGGGAAUUUUGGGAGGUCCGAUUCAACUGUACUCUUCCGACCAACGAUGCAAACCCUCUAGAGACAAAUCAUUCCGACGAAGGGAAACCUUUUUGUACCGGAAAGGAAAAGCUAUCGGACCGGUACAAGCAGGAGCCCAAGAUGAGCUUCGUUAUCAAAGCGAUCUACACGAUGGCCCGGGCACUGGAGGCACUGCAGCGCGAUUUGUGCGGACAGAACAGCAGCGGCAUCUGUGCGGCCAUGUACCCCUUCAAUGGAACGCAAUUUUUCAACUACCUCAUGAAUGUUUCCUUCUCGCACGAAGGCGACAUUGUGGAGUUUGACAAUAGGGGCGAUCCGCCCGGAAGGUACGACGUCAUGAACUUCCAGUUCAUCAACGGGAGCUACGACUACGUCCCAGUCGGAGAAUGGAACAACGGAUCGCUAAUCUUCACCCAGAGCUUGCAGUCCUCACCAGCGGGACCGGUAGAAUCCGUUUGUUCCAGACCCUGUCCCCCCGGUUCGUACAAGAAUCUUCAAACUGGAGGGCAGGAGAAGCAAUGCUGCUGGGUCUGUGUACCUUGCGAACGACAUCAGAUUCUGUACAACGAAACUCACUGCCGAAAUUGUAAAGCCGGAUAUUGGCCAGAUCUGGCUAAAACGGAAUGUCUUCUGAUUCCGAUUGAGCACAUGCAGUGGGGAGACACCGAAGCAAUCGUGGCCAUAUCGUUUUCCGUUUUGGGUUUCCUCACGACCGGACUGGUUUUUGCGGUAUUCGUACGACACAACGAUACGCCCGUGGUCAAAUCUUCGACCCGUGAGCUAUGCUACUUGAUUCUGAUGGGGAUGAUCAUAUCACACAGCUCUAUCUUCGCAAUCCUAACCAAACCAUCGUCUGGUUCGUGCUUGAUGAGUCGAACGUUACCGGGAAUUUCGUUUGCGAUGAUCUAUGCUUCGCUCUUGGUGAAAACUAAUCGCAUUGCAAGGAUAUUGGCUGGCUCCAAGAAGCGUUUUCCUACCAAGAAACCUAAAUUUAUGUCGGCGGCUGCCCAAUUGGUCAUUACUGGCAUGUUGAUAUCAGUUGAGAUAGCCAUUGCUGUGUUCAUGUUGAUUAUAGAACCGCCAAGUACCGAACACCAGUACCCAACGAGGCAAAGAACUGUACUGGCUUGCAAUACAACUCGCAUGGGAAUCCUGGUACCGCUGGCCUUCAUCUUCUUACUCAUAAUACUUUGUACCUUGUACGCCUGGAAAACCCGAAACGUUCCGGAGAAUUUCAACGAAGCCAAGUUCAUCGGUUUCGCCAUGUAUACGACCUGCGUCAUCUGGGUAGCCUUCGUUCCCAUCUACUUCGGGUCAGAAUCCAAGAUCAUCACCAUGUGCAUCUGCAUUUCGCUCUCGGCCAUGGUCACUCUAGUCUUCCUAUUCUUCCCAAAACUGUACAUCAUCCUCAUUCGACCGGAGAAAAACAUCCGCGCACUCUUUACCACUUCCAAAAGUAUCCGAUGCCACAUCGGUUCGCGAGUAGCUUCGGCUAUUUCCCACAAAACCUCCUCUUCUUACUCCAGCGGUCCCGGGCCCCCGGAUGAUUUCGGCGACUAUAGCUUUGACGCACCGAAACCGAUCAUACGAUCGUCAUCCUGCCAAACUUCCUUAGAACUACUUAACAAACUUUUGGAAUUACAAUUCUUUGAACCCGACGGGUCGUCCCCCAAGUCUACCCCAACAACCCGUCAACGAACGCUGUCCUCCACCCUCAAACACGUUCGCUACAGCCUCUCCCCAAUGAAGGCCACUGCCAAGAAAACUCCGAACCCCGAUAAGCGCCUGCUAGUUCCUGAAGUUGAUCUUCUACAAAUGGCAAACAAUAACACCACACGUAGUAACAACAAUCUUCCCCAAAGUGACCGACGAACGGUCACCUUCGAUUACUCUCGUAAGGCCUCCAUCAGCGACCCUAGCGAUCAAUCGGAAAGCUCGUGCUACCACUGCGCCCAACUAGAAACAGUUCGCCACAAGUACGACCUUAUUGAUACCAGUGAUCGCACAGCAAUCACACCGCAACAACCCAAUGGAUCGGUUUAUAUGAUCCACCAAGGUUCCAACGGAACGACGACAACCCUGGGAAAGGCAUACGGUAAUGGCGGGAAGUACGCGAAGACAAUGAUCAGCGAAGAAAGUCUGUCGGAGUGCUCAAUCAGUACGCUGUCGGAGUCGUGCGACUGCAAGUACAAGAGUAUCACCAUCAAGCUGCCGAAACCGGGAGUGGCCCAACCUCAACAGCAAGUUAUGUACUUUUGAUGGACCAGACGGAUGAAUUUAUAGGGCAAGUUGAAUAAUUCGUUAUGAGGGAUUUAAACAAUUCAGCUCAAUUAGUGUCGGUUGAAAGCAUUUUGUUUGAGCACGAGAAGAACAUGUCAACGAUUCGGUUUAUCUCAUUUGAACCCCUGAUUGUACAUGAACAAAACUUUCCUUUCGGCUAGAUUGGAAUCAAGUAACCUUCUUUACUUAGAUAUACUUACGUUUCAUGCAUAUGAGCAAUACUCGCUGAAACCAGGCCGCAAUCAGCACAUAUCGUAAGAAUUCCAAUUUUAUGUCACUCAUCGCUAGCAUA